Molecule: messenger RNA, 2364 nt
Organism: Phaedon cochleariae (mustard beetle)
Lineage: Eukaryota; Metazoa; Arthropoda; Insecta; Coleoptera; Chrysomelidae
Source: the annotation of a GenBank genome assembly
AUGAUUUGUAACAAAUGUGGAAAAGAUUUUCUAUCCAGAGGAUUAUUGGUUGCGCACUGCUGCAGGAGUUUGUUACCUGAAUUAAAUGUUUAUAACAGAGAUAACCCAUCAGAUGAGAAAACCGAUUAUACGGGCCAUGUUCCAUUAAUAUCUCAUGAAUCCUUCAAUGUUAUAGAUGAGGUAAAUGAUGCAAAUUCCACUUUGAAUCAUGAGAAAACAGAUGACAUUCCUCAGGUUGUAGGAACAACAUUGAUAGAAUUAACUGGAAUUGACAUCGACUGUUGUUCAAACUUGGGACAUAAUGAUGGGUCUCAUCCUGAACCUCAUUCAGAAAAACCUGGUUUCAAUGUUGAUGGGAUUGGAUGUUUUCAAAUAAACGAGAUAGACUUGCCUACAUGUUCAAAAAAUACUGAAUUUGAUGCUGACAACUUCUCGGAUCUGGAUCAAGAUGAUUCGGAUGUUGAUCCAAAUUGGUGUCCAGAAGACGAUGGCUCCAACAAAAUGACAAGAAUCAUCAAACAAUUUCGUCCUGCCACUCCAAUGACUCCUAAUAAUAUUGUAUCACAGGAAGAUACAGAGCACAUAAUACAUGAGACUGCAACUGAGGAUUCAGAAAGUUCAGAAAGUGAGGGAACAGUGACGGAUAUGGUGAAGAAGAAACGGAAAAUAGGUGUGAGACAACGUGAAGAAGAACAGAAGAGAAAACAUUUAGGGCUGACUUAUAAAAAUAGGAAGGGAAUUUUACAUCCAGCAAAAGAAUUCAACAUCAUAGUGCAAUGUUGUAAAAAGAAAUGCUUCGAGAAUUGUUCUCCUGAACAACAGAAAAUGAUUUGGUCUAAUUAUAACAAUAAACCUCCUGAUUUGCGUAGAGGCACGAAGGGAGGAAAACCACAUAAUCGAGCCAUUACUGUAACCUACUCAAUUCUCUUAGGAUCCCAAAAGGUAGUAGUGUGCAAAAACUUGUUUACCAAAUUACAUGGCAUAACAUCAAAUCAGCUGAACCUUCUCGUUAAGAAACUCAAUGCAUCAGAAGACGGGUUCAUAGAAGUAGAUUCGAGAGGAAAACAUAUUCCUCCUAAUAAGUUGAUCGACGAGCGGAUUGCAAUCAGAGUAUUCAUUGACCAAUACCCAAGACAUGAAAGUCACUACUCACGGAGAGAUAACUCAAAUAAGAUAUUCUUACCAAGCCAUCUCACUAUACGCCAAAUGCACAUAGAGUACAAGGAAGAAAGAACGAAAAUGGGAUUGCUGAAAUCUGCAAGUUAUGAUGUUUUCCGCAACGUUUUCAAUCAAACUGGUUACAGGUUCAAACAACCUUAUAUUGACACUUGUCGUAAAUGCGAUGAAUUCAAGGCUCUGAAAAAGAGUGCUACUACCGAGGCAGGAAAGGAAAACCUCAACCAGCUCCACAAUGAACAUAUUAUGGAAGCUAAUGAGGCAUAUGAAAGCAAACGGAAAGAUAAAGAAUCAGCUAAAGAAGAUAAUAGUAGAAGGGUAUUGGUUUUCGACCUGCAACAAGUUUUACCAGCUCCGUAUCUGUCUACCAACAUAGUCUACUAUAAGCGGGUGUUGUCUGUUUACAAUCUUACAGUUCGAGACUAUUGUUCUACUGAAUCAUCUAUCUGUUUUAUGUGGCAUGAGGUAAUUGGAGGAAGAGGAUCUGACCAAAUUGCUUCAUGCAUUUUUAAGAAGAUUAUGGACUUACCUGAUACUGUUCAGCAUGUCACAACAUAUUCAGACACCUGUGGGGGGCAGAAUCGGAAUGUUAAUAUGGCAGCAAUGUUUCAAUACGCCCUUCAGAAGAAACUUACGAUCGAAUUUGUUGAUCAGAAGUUUCUAUUACCUGGUCAUACACGACUUGAGUGUGAUAGUGACCAUGCAAGAAUUGAAAGAAGUAAGAAACAAAUCUCAGAUGACUUCAAAAUAAUGGUGCCACGUGACUGGUGUCAAUUUAUCCGUUCGCUUAGAGGAAAAUCCAAAUUCAGCGUGAUCGAUAUGACUCAAGAUGAUUUUCUGGCAUUUUCCAAACUAUUAGGUGAUAUUCUAGUGAAAAGAACGUGCGACACUGAUGGUGAUAAGGUCUCUUGGUUGAAAAUCAAGUGGCUUAGAUACACGAAAGAAUUUGGAAUUAUCAAAUUCAAGUACACUCUGGAUGAAACAGUACCAUUCAAAACAUUAGAUUUGAAACGGGGCAGAAUGAGAUGUAGGACAUCGAUCGAUCAUUCUUCAAUCGGCGCAGUUCCACGUUCAUACAGUGGUCCACUGGGUAUAAAUCCUUUGAAGAAAAAAGUAAUAUAUAAUAAUAAUAAUAGUUUUAUUGCCUUGAAACAUAAAGUUACAGCAAGGGUUUGGUUGGGAACAUAA